Molecule: messenger RNA, 681 nt
Organism: Saccharomyces paradoxus
Lineage: Eukaryota; Fungi; Ascomycota; Saccharomycetes; Saccharomycetales; Saccharomycetaceae
Gene: ATG38
Product: Atg38p
Exons: 2
Coding region: 1-681 (226 amino acids)
Source: RefSeq, a predicted model, not a curated record
AUGAGUACUUUAGCGGAAGUUUAUACUAUUAUCGAGAACGCCGAACAGGAAUGUCGAAAAGGAGAUUUUGCUAAUGCUAAAACAAAGUAUCAAGAAGCCAUUGAAGUGUUAGGCCCGCAGAACGAGAAUUUGUCUCAAAAUAAAUUAAGUUCUGACGUUACGCAAGCCAUUUAUUUAUUAAAACAGGACAUUACGGCCAAAAUCCAAGAAUUGGAGCUUUUGAUUGAAAAGCAAUCAUCGGAAGAGAAUAAUAUUGGAAUAGUUAACAACAAUACGCUUAUUGGCUCUGUUAUUUUGAACAACAAAUCUGCGAUAAAUGGAAUAAAUAACACCAGGAAUUGGGAUAACUCAGUUUACCAGGACACGUUAAACCCCAUAAACGAUCCAGUUCUUAUGUCAAUUUUAAACCGCUUGCAAUUCAAUUUGAAUAAUGACAUUCAGUUGAAAGCGGAAGGGGGAAAGAAUUCCAAAAACUUGGAAAUGAAGAUCAAUUUAAGACUUGAACAAUUCAAAAAGGAGUUGGUAUUAUAUGAGCAAAAAAAAUUCAAAGAAUACGGCAUGAAGAUUGACCAAGUUACGAAAGAGAACAGAAAAUUGGCCAAUGAAAUUGGACGAUUGAGGGAGCGCUGGGACAGCUUAGUAGAAAGUGCGAAGCAAAGGAGGGAUAAGCAACAAAACUAG